CUCAGUGGCUCAAAGGAAACACGUUUCUCCUUUGUCUUGUGUUCCCUUGUAGUGGAUGGCUGCAUUAUUCCCGAACUAUGUAGCACUUGUUGUUGUUCAGUGUUACAGUAGCUAGGCUAAUGUUUUCAAAACAGACUAUGUUUAUUUGUAUAUUGAGAGCAGUUGCAAUGUACCAAAUGCCAUGAUAUUGAAUGCAUUAUUAUAUUGUGUCAAUUAUCGGAAGUUGAACCUCAGGUAUGACCCAUGGAAGCAGAAGGGAGUUUGUGUAAUGCCCAACCCAGUUAAAAAGGUGAGAAGAGCAGACAAACUACUCCAGAAGUUAAAGGGACCAGACAACAAGGAAUCACAUGAUCUCAGGAAACUUCUGUCCCUGCUUGAAACUAAUGCUCACAGACACCAGGUGGCAGCAUUGAGACAGUCAUGUAAGGUCCGCAACAGUGGAGGAAGAUCCCAGACCACUCUCCAGCUAAAUAAUGCCAGCAACAAUAGGAGUCAGAUUCACAUAAUCUCUGAAGAUCCUGAGCUGGAGAAAUUCAGAAAUCAACAUUGUUUCAACAGUCAUCCUCAACAUAAGCUCUUUUUGGAGAUCCUUACCUCUUUGGUCAAGAACAGGCUGUGCAGUUGCCGCCUUCUAUCCCGCUCACUCCCUCUCCAGUACAUGGAGUUGAUGUGCAGCAGUUAUGUGGAGUGUGGAAAGCAGACAUUUGCCAUGGAGAAGUUGGUCACUAUGACAUAUAUGUUUCAGAAACUGUCUGCAGUGGAGGACCAAAGGCAGUGGGUUAUUGAGAGUGGAGCUCAUAAGGUAAACAAUUGUAAAAAUUGCACUGCUGUAACGGCUGUCUUCGUCGUCAGAUGAAACAGAUAAGUCAUCGUCCGAAAAGGUGGACCAAUACGCA
Messenger RNA from Salmo salar (Atlantic salmon), 896 nucleotides. The record is from RefSeq and is a predicted model, not a curated record. NCBI's taxonomy places the organism in Eukaryota, Metazoa, Chordata, Actinopteri, Salmoniformes, Salmonidae.